Cajanus cajan (pigeon pea) is the source of this 1559-nucleotide messenger RNA. Its product is annotated as mitogen-activated protein kinase homolog MMK2. Gene Ontology annotation, biological process: protein phosphorylation. The record is from RefSeq and is a predicted model, not a curated record. Lineage: Eukaryota; Viridiplantae; Streptophyta; Magnoliopsida; Fabales; Fabaceae. Gene Ontology annotation, molecular function: MAP kinase activity; ATP binding.
UUUACUUUCCCAUCAUCAACUAAUAAUAAACUCAACUAGUGAAAAAUGAUAUUUGUUGUUUGCUAUUGGGUAACUUAGAUAGGAGCAAACUCUGAUUGGCUUUGUAAUUUUGAUUGGAAAGGUGACGACCCUUAGCUCUUUGAGUUUCAAAACUGAACAUGGCCACAAAAGGGUCAAGCUCUUCUGCUGCUGCUUCAGCUUCAGGGGAUGCUAGAAUCAAAAGGGUUCUCACCCAUGGUGGUAAAUAUGCACAGUACAAUGUGUAUGGAAACUUGUUCGAAGUGUCCUCCAAGUACGUGCCUCCUAUUCGCCCAAUUGGUAGAGGUGUUAAUGGCAUCGUCUGUGCUGCUGUUAAUUCCGAAACACACGAACAAGUUGCUAUCAAGAAGAUCGGUAACGCAUUUGACAAUAUAAUUGAUGCUAAGAGGACAUUGAGAGAAAUCAAGCUCCUUCGUCACAUGGACCAUGAGAAUAUAAUUGCCAUCAAGGAUAUCAUACGACCCCCCAAAAAGGAGACCUUUAAUGAUGUGUACAUUGUUUAUGAAUUGAUGGACACUGAUCUUCAUCACAUAAUUCAUUCUGACCAGCCUCUUAGUGAAGACCAUUGCCAGUACUUCUUAUACCAACUGUUACGGGGGCUGAAAUAUGUGCACUCAGCUAAUGUUUUGCACCGUGACCUUAAGCCCAGUAAUUUACUAAUGAAUGCAAACUGCGACCUUAAAAUUGGGGACUUCGGUUUGUCAAGGACAACAACUGAAACCGAUUUCAUGACAGAGUAUGUUGUCACAAGAUGGUACCGUGCCCCGGAAUUGCUCCUUAAUUGUUCUGAGUAUACCUCUGCAAUUGAUGUUUGGUCUGUUGGGUGCAUACUCGGUGAAAUUAUGACAAGAGAACCCUUGUUUCCUGGGAAAGACUAUGUUCACCAACUAAGGCUUAUAACGGAGUUAUUAGGUUCACCUGACGAUGCAAGCCUUGAAUUUCUGCGAAGUGAUAAUGCCAGAAGAUAUAUUAGACAGCUUCCACAGUACCGGAAGCAAAAAUUCUCAGCCAGAUUCCCUAACAUGUUGCCUGAGGCAUUGGACCUGUUAGAAAAGAUGCUUAUCUUUGAUCCAAACAAACGCAUUACAGUUGAUGAAGCACUAUGCCACCCAUAUCUUUCAUCACUUCACAACAUCAAUGAUGAGCCAGUCUGUCCCAGGCCAUUCAGUUUUGAUUUUGAUCAGCCAUCAUGCACUGAAGAGCACGUGAAGGAGCUCAUUUGGAAAGAAUCAGUGAAGUUCAAUCCAGAUCCACCCUGCCAGUAAUUCUUUCUUAUUUGUAUAAAUGUAACAAGAUGAACCUCUUUCCCCUUAAAUAUGUUGCCUGUGCAUCGCCCAAAUGAUUUGCUAGGGACAAAUUGAAGUUCUCUUUCUUGUAAUCUAGUCCUAGACCAAUGAGGAUAUGGAAACAAAUUUCUCCUGGAAAAUGGGUAAUCAUUAGAAAUCCAGUUGGAUGUUACAGGCCUUUAUAAGAGUAAUAAAAAUCUGUGUUGUAUUGUGCUGCCUCGAGUUUGCUUUAAA